Molecule: messenger RNA, 1111 nt
Organism: Talaromyces stipitatus ATCC 10500
Lineage: Eukaryota; Fungi; Ascomycota; Eurotiomycetes; Eurotiales; Trichocomaceae
Exons: 2
Coding region: 190-732 (180 amino acids)
Source: RefSeq, a predicted model, not a curated record
UAAUAAGGAGAGGCAUCCUGGAAAACCAAUUCUGCUCUUCCCAGACGCGGUGUUUCUUUGACUCAUGUGAACCACCUAAGAUACCUGGGAAAUCAGUAGAACAGAGAUUCCUGAUAAAAUCACGAAUAAGUUGUGGUCGGCUAUACAUAAGAACGCAAAUCAUCAAUCAUUCCUUCAUUAUCGCUCACCAUGCUUCACUCAAUAUUUCUUGCUGUCCUGAUAGCACUCGGACCCAGUGCAGUUCUCGCUUCUCCAGGCGUUAACGAUCUCCCUCCGCCUAUUACAGGCAUUGUCUCGUCAGCCAUGAGUCUCGCUAGCUCCUACGAAUCCGAAUACACCACGAUUCCACCAGACGCACAAUCUGCGGUCUCAUCAGCGCUAUCCCUUGCCUCAUCUUACGAUAGUUACGGAAAUAUCGAGGCUAGCAGUGCCCGGAGCUUAGCGAGCUCCUAUGCCAGCGAAUAUGGCGAUGGUGGUAGCGACUCAACACCAACGACCACUUCAUCCUCGGGAUCCCAGGCCACAUUAACCGGCACUAGCACUGGUAGUGGUUCGCGAGGGUCAACAACCAUUACACGAACUACUGACUUGGCGGGAGCGACAGCAACAUCGGCAUCGGCUACGGGAGGUGCGACUUUGAAUAAGGCGCCAGUUGUACCCGUUGGUGGAGGAAUGAUGGCUACUAUGGGAGUUCUGGCAGCAAGUAUUGGUGCUUUAGCUGUUAUUCUCUAAGCUAGAAACAUGCCCAAUUCCCAAGUGUGCGCUGUAGGCUUAUGAAGACAGCAAACCUUUCAUCGAGCGAUUGUGUUUGUAUUGAUGCAUGAAACGCGAAUUCUAUUAGAUCCACAACUACGAAUACUUAUCAAUUGUAGGCGCUGAAGUUCUUUUGGAGUGAUGGGAAAUAUACGAGGCUUCUCAGUAUCUAGUCAGGUAUAGCAGUCAAAGGUACAUAGAAACAGUCUGUGAGGGCACUCGCAGUCAGCCUCACGCUCACUGGAUUGGGUCAGAUAACCUGGAUAUCGGGCGAGGCAGAAGAUAGGCUACUCGAUCAGGUUAACCAGUCACCUCAGCUACCUACAUUUCAACAAAUAAGAAGCCAUCUUAUCAGGAC